Molecule: messenger RNA, 783 nt
Organism: Fusarium pseudograminearum CS3096
Lineage: Eukaryota; Fungi; Ascomycota; Sordariomycetes; Hypocreales; Nectriaceae
Exons: 1
Coding region: 1-783 (260 amino acids)
Biological process (GO): protein transport to vacuole involved in ubiquitin-dependent protein catabolic process via the multivesicular body sorting pathway
Cellular component (GO): ESCRT II complex
Source: RefSeq, a predicted model, not a curated record
AUGUCUCGUAAAGGCGUAGGCCUGGCGGCCUUUGACCGCUCGCGCCUCACAUCAGCGCAGUUCGCCUCUCAUGGCUCUUCCCUCCGCGCCAACAACGCCCAAGCUCUCGAAACCCAACUCGCCGUAUUCCGUUCCCUCCUGCAGCAGUUCGCCAACACGCACGCUCGCGACAUUCGCUCCGAUCCCGCAUUCCGCGCCCAGUUCGCGCGCAUGUGCGCUGCUAUCGGCGUAGAUCCCCUAGCCAGCAGCAACAGUAACAGCAGCGCUGACGGGAGCUCUAUAUGGGCGCAGUUGCUGGGAAAGACGGUCAACGAUUUCUACUUUGAGCUCGCCGUGCGCAUUGUAGAGGUCUGCGGCGCCACGCGGGGAGAGAACGGAGGUCUUAUCGGUCUGGCCGAUCUGAGAGAGCGCGUUGCUGCUGGGCGGAUGGACGGCGCUGACCCUAUCGCUGACGACGACGUUCGGCGCGCUGUGCAGACGCUUGCUCCGCUGGGCGGCGCAUACGCUGUUGUGCGUGUCGGUCGCAAGGAGUACGUGCGCAGUGUACCUCGCGAGCUCAACGAUGAUCAGGUUUCGGUUGUUGAGGCCGCGCAGGUCUUGGGAUACGUGAGUGUAGGCAUGCUGAGGGAUAAUCUGGGCUGGGAUAGAGCCCGCGCCCGGACUGUGAUAGACGAUCUUGUCGCGGGAGGCAUGUUAUGGGUCGAUAAGCAAACAAAGGGUGAAUGGGAAUAUUGGAGCCCCGGGUUCAUGGCCGAGGCAGCUGAUCCUGAGGAGGGAGGUUGA